AUGGCGAAUGGGUACGAGGCCUGGUCACAGCAACAGUUGAUUGCGCGGAUACAAGAGUUGGAGCAGCAGAUUGGAGGAAAUGAGAAGGCCACCACCAAUGUUGCUGACCCAACCUCUGCCACGUUUGCCAGCUUUUCAAUACCCUCGCCAACUAAUGGUUCCAAGUCAUUAGCAUAUCGCAAACCGCCGAAAGCGCCUCCAAAGGCAUUCGAUGCCUCAAAGUACAGCACACGGCUUAUAGCUUUGAAGUUCGCAUACCUGGGACAGAAGUACAACGGGUUCGAGCACCAUAAGAACAACUCAACACCGUUACCUACCAUCGAAGAAGAGCUAUGGAAAGCACUGGUCAAAACAAGAUUGAUCAAUCCUAUACCGACUCAGGGGGAUACGACGGAAUACAACAGGAUAGACAGAAGAACCUUUACAGCCUGGGAUAAGGAAGGAGCCGAUGUCAAUUGGGAAGGCUGUGAAUACUCGAAGUGUGGGAGGACUGAUCGGGGGGUAAGCGCGUUCGGCCAAGUUAUUGGGGUGCGUGUUCGUAGUUACAAACCUCUCCCAAGACCGCAGCCUACUGGAUCCGCAGAAGAAAGGGAGGGAAUAGACCAGGAAGAUGAAUCAUCCCUAUACACAACGGACAACAAGCCACAACCCCCUUUACAACCUUUCAAUGACCUCACCGACGAACUGCCCUAUAUCCAACUCCUGAAUCGCGUCCUUCCACCCGAGAUUCGCGUCUACGCCUGGUGUCCGAACCCACCACCAAACUUUAGUGCACGCUUCUCCUGCAAAGAGCGGCGCUACAAGUAUUUCUUUACAAACCCCGGUUUCGCUCCCGUCCCCGGCUCGCCAGGCCUCUACAACACCAACACUGAAAGCAAGCAUACUAUGCGCGAAGGCUGGCUCGACAUCGAGGCGAUGAAAGAGGGCUGCAAAGAGCUAGUGGGAUUACAUGACUUCCGCAACUUUUGCAAAAUUGACGCGAGUAAACAAAUAACCAACUUUAACCGCCGCAUAUUCCAUGCAGACAUCGAGGAAGUCUCGCACUUAUCUGUACCCUCCUACAUUUCACACGCCGCUCUAAGUUCGCCCUCCUUUACUUGCCCGUCACAAGGAGAGCCGAAGAUGUACGCCUUCACCCUCAAUGGCUCUGCAUUCCUCUGGCACCAAGUUCGCUCCAUCGUCGCCAUCCUCUUCCUGAUCGGCCAAGGCCUUGAGUCGCCUUCUGUCAUCCCCGCGCUCCUUGAUAUUGAAUCCAAUCCCCAAAGACCGAAAUAUGAGAUGGCGUCCGAUGCACCACUCGUGCUAUGGGACUGCGUGUUCCCGCACGAAAGCGAGGUGCAGUCUUCAGAAGAGAGGGAGCGGGGUUAUGAGGAUCGGCUAGAGUGGGUAUAUAUUGGCGAUGAAGGGGCCGUGGAACCGAAGAGUAAAGGCCUAGGGAAGAAGGGUGGGGAGAGUGCUGUAGGGAGGGGCAAGUGGGGACGUGGAGGGGUCAUCGACGAUGUCUGGGAAGUCUGGCGACGGAACAAGAUUGACGAAACACUGUCUGCGUUGUUGCUUGAUAAGAUCGCUGAGCAGGGACGCUCGACGCUUGACGCCGAGCUAGGUGGUGAGCAGAACAUAGGCAUUGCUAAGGGCGGCCCAAGGAAUUUCGACGGCGGCGAUAUUGGCCGGGCGAAGGGCAACUAUGCUCAACUUAUGAAUCGCGAAAGGCAAGAGUCCGUUGAGGUGGUCAACGCACGGUUCUUGAAGAGGAAAGGCGUCGACCCGAAUAAGAGUCAGACGAGAGAUGACGAAGCCGAUGAGUAA
Cucurbitaria berberidis CBS 394.84 is the source of this 1806-nucleotide messenger RNA. RefSeq names its product pseudouridine synthase. Gene Ontology annotation, biological process: mRNA pseudouridine synthesis; tRNA pseudouridine synthesis. The record is from RefSeq and is a predicted model, not a curated record. The transcript has a single exon. Gene Ontology annotation, molecular function: RNA binding; pseudouridine synthase activity. Gene Ontology annotation, cellular component: nucleus; cytoplasm. NCBI's taxonomy places the organism in Eukaryota, Fungi, Ascomycota, Dothideomycetes, Pleosporales, Cucurbitariaceae. Bases 1 to 1806 code for a protein of 601 amino acids.